Molecule: messenger RNA, 1662 nt
Organism: Neoarthrinium moseri
Lineage: Eukaryota; Fungi; Ascomycota; Sordariomycetes; Amphisphaeriales; Apiosporaceae
Exons: 3
Coding region: 1-1662 (553 amino acids)
Biological process (GO): transmembrane transport; carbohydrate transport
Cellular component (GO): membrane
Molecular function (GO): carbohydrate:proton symporter activity
Source: RefSeq, a predicted model, not a curated record
AUGGCUGGCGGCGUUAAGAAGCCCGUCAACAUCUUCAAGUUGAAAGACUUGGACGAGCCCAAGGGCGUCUUCAACUGGCGACUGUGGUUUGCCGUCAUUUCAUUCGCCCUGCUCGGCGCAGCCCGAGGUGUCGAUGAGGGUUUGAUCUCGGGUGCAUUCAACUCCAAAGAUUUCCAGAACACUAUACACUACAGCCAGUACACCGACUCAGAGAAGACCAACAUCAAGGCCAACGUCUCCGCAAUGGUGCAGAUUGGUUCCGUCGGCGGCGCACUAUUUGCUUUCCUGAUCUGUGACAAGAUCGGCCGUAUUUGGGCAACCCGUGAGCUGUGCCUGGUCUGGAUUGUCGGCAUUGCAAUAUUCAUGGCAAACAACGGUAGCCUCGGCGCCGUCUAUGCUGGACGCUUCAUUGCUGGACUUGGAGUUGGCCAGACUCCUGUCGUCGGCCCGAUUUACAUUGCGGAAAUCGCUCCGGCAUCCGUUAGAGGUCUUUGUACUUGUAUCUUCACAGGAUUCGUCUACCUCGGUAUUGUGCUUGCGUAUUUCGCCAACUACGGCGCCCAGCUUAACCUGGGUGACUCAACUCACGUUCGAUGGCUUGCCCCUACCAGCAUCCACAUUAUCUUUGCGGGACUUAUUUUCAUCUUGACGUGGUUCCAGUAUGAGUCCCCAAGAUACCUGAUCAAGACUGGCAAGCCAGAGCAAGCCCUUGAGGUCAUGGCCCGCCUCCGUCACCUGUCACCAGAUGACCCCUAUGUGGUCAGAGAGAUCACCAACAUCCAGAUCUCACACGAAGAAGAGCUCGAGGCAACCAAGGGCACUGGAUUCUUUGGUAUCGUCAAGGAGAUGGUCCUCAUCCCAAGCAACUUGUACAGACUAUACCUAAGCUCUAUGGUCCAGUUUCUUUCGCAGUGGUCCGGAGCCGGCAGUAUCACAUUGUACGCCCCUGACCUGUUCAAGAUCCUCGGAAUCACUGGUCAGAAUGAGUCGCUUCUAGUAACGGCCGUAUUUGGCAUCGUCAAGCUCGUUGCUGCCAUUAUCUGUGCUCUGUUCCUAGUCGAUGUUAUCGGCAGGAAGCGGGCCCUGUUGAUCGGCAUCACCCUCCAGGCAAUCGCAAUGGUUUACGUGGCUGGGUUCCUUACUGCGGUUCCAGAAUUGGGCGUAGACGAGCACUAUGUGCUCCCUUCGAACGAGUAUGGACCCAGUCGCGGUGCCAUUGCCAUGAUCUAUGUGUCCGGUUUUGGCUGGGCCCUCGGCUGGAACUCCAUGCAAUACCUGCUCACAGCAGAGUUGUUCCCUCUGAGAAUCCGUGCUGUGGCCACAUCAUGGGUUAUGAUGUUGCACUUUGUCAACCAAUACGGUAACUCCCGUGCGGUGCCCAAUAUGUUGGUUCCUAGGCCGGUUGGAUUCAGCCCUAAUGGUACCUUCUGGUUCUUCGCAGUAGUAACCAUCAUUGGCGGAGUCUGGGUUUGGUUCUCCGUGCCCGAGACAUCUGGACGGUCGUUGGAGAGCAUGGACAGGUUGUUUGAGUUGCCUUGGUACAAGAUUGGUCUUCAUGGUAACGAUGAUGCCGAUGCACGUGACAUCGCGCACAAUGAGAAGGAAGACAUCGCAACUGGCGCUGAUCAGGUAGAGAACGUUAGCGCCAAACGCGAGGUCUGA